Molecule: messenger RNA, 4364 nt
Organism: Rhagoletis zephyria (snowberry fruit fly)
Lineage: Eukaryota; Metazoa; Arthropoda; Insecta; Diptera; Tephritidae
Gene: rig
Product: gem nuclear organelle associated protein rigor mortis
Biological process (GO): spliceosomal snRNP assembly
Cellular component (GO): nucleus; SMN complex
Molecular function (GO): protein binding; mRNA 3'-UTR binding
Source: RefSeq, a predicted model, not a curated record
GCCAAAUAAGAAAAAUGUAUUUAGUGCGAAAAGCUUAAAAGUUCUUAUAAACAAUGUCAUGUGUUAUUAAUCGAAGUGAAAACAAUUCGCAUAUAAUGGAAUGUGGAAUUCAUUCAUAAAUAUGUCGAAGAUCUAACCGGGUACUCGUCAUUGAGCUAUCAGGCUAUCAGCUUUUGCGAAAAUCGAUUGAAACGAAUCUUUCCUAACUUUAGAGUAAAUUUGAAAGGACGCCGCGCAAGAAGUGUUUACGAAAAAUUCGCGAAGGAGUUGUGCGAAGUUAUUUGAUUAAAACACGUGUCUGCAAGGAAAAUGGUUUUGGCAAAAGUGCCAAUUACUCCGCAAUGGAAUUUAACCAACGGUUGUGUGUGCACGCCAGAAGGUGGAUUUCUUUAUGUCGGUUCACGCAGCAUCAAUUAUGUGGGUCCUUUGGAACAAGUCGAUGGUGAGGUGGGAGAAAAGAAGCCUCCUGUGAUCAAAGUGUUUCAAACUCGUCAGAGCAUUCUGAGCAUAGAUGUGGAUCCGGGGUGGCCAACAAAUGUUACAGCAGUUGAAGAAGUUUCUGGAAAUGCAAGUCAAGUGACGAAAACCCCUACAGCAGUGGGCCAUCAAAAAUAUUUUGCUGCUUUGGCACAAGAUAAUUCUGUACAGAUUUGGGAUUUUGAUCGUGGCUGUGCAGUAAGUGGCCAUAAGGCACACUUCAGCACCUCUUUAUAUAUGGAUGGUAAUGGGCCAUCACCUCAAGGCGAUCAUGUACUCUUAAGCUAUAUGCGAAAUCGCAAUGUACUCUCAUUGAAUGCACAGGAACUGGUGGUAUAUUGCGUAGCAUCCAAUACAUAUUGUCGACAGAAGAAUUUCAUUCCGACACGAAAUCAAAUGAUGACUGUGUUGCGUUGCUCGCCCUAUAACGAGCAUAUUUUUGCUGUAGGCACGAAUCGUGGAGUAGUUUUAAUUGGCGAUUUACUUCGCAUGACUACAUUGUACACACUACGGGGUCAUGAGACUUCCAUAACUUCGCUGUCAUGGUGCCCAUCUACAGUGGAACCUUUAAAACGGGAAACCGUUAUUGAAAUAGAUGAUAAUGAAGCGGAUAAAAAUAAGACUAUAACCAACGAUAAAACAAAGUUAAAAAGCGAUCCGAAAAACAGUUUUAAAUCACAAAAGGGAUCGAGGAAAUCAACGAAACCAGCUGGAAAUGAUGAUAUUUUCGACAUUUAUGACUACGACUAUUUGGAAAAUGAAUUCGGCGCACCUACAGAAAAAGAUAAGAAAGCAAAGGAAUCACCUGAUGGUUUGGCAGUCAUCGACAAAACUAUGGAACUGGGACCAAAAACGAAUUUUGAUUUUGCUGAGGCAUGUCAAAGUCUCAAAGAAGAGAUAAAAGCCUUGAAGAACGAGGAAAAUUAUGAUCAGAAUGAAUCCAAACAAAUGCCUGAUGUUACGCUUGCUGAUUGUCAAAAUUUGCCACAAGCUGGCGAUUUAUCUUCGAGUUGUGGCGGAGAUAGUCGUGAGUCAACUGAAGGUAGCCUUGAAAUAGGUGGUAGGUGUUCUUCAGAUGACGAUGUUUGCGUGGAUGGUGGAGAGUUAAAGCCAAAGCAACAGAUACUACAUCAGGCAGAGGUCCAUGCCGAGCAAACAAAUGAACUAGAGAAGAAAGACAACGAUAAUAACACUGAAGGGCCAGAUGAAAAUGCUGUAAAGGAGGAAAAGGAGGAAGUAAAUUGUGAGAAAUCGGAGAAAGUAGAGAAGGAAGAAAGGCAUGACGCGGUAUCGGAAAGUAAUUCCGAACAGCCAUCCGUUGAUGGAUGUGUAUCGCAGGAUAAUUCUUUUACUUCUCCAACUAAAUCAAGGAGCGCAGAACUUUUGGUUUCCGCGAGCGUUGACGGACAUUUUUGGAUAUGGAAUGCAAAGACUGGGUCAUGCUGCGACAGUGUACGUCCAGCAAACAUUGCCAAAUAUGGUAAAAAUAACAGCAUCCACGUAGAUUGGCUGAGUUCAACACAAUUUCUAACCACAAAUAGAAUUGGCGAAGUGUCAUUUUGGUCACUGAUAAAAGAUACUUCGAUCGACUCUUCAAAGCGACAACAGCAACGUUACAAGUUUCAAGAAGAGACGCAACAGCACUUUCAGCAGCGUAGCGUUAUGUCGUUUAGCGUUUCUCAUCGUUGUAGACUACUAUGGAACUUGUCUUCGCAUCGUGAAAUCAGCUGUGAAAACUUGGAAACAGGAAAAUUGCUACUCAAAUACUGCUGUGCUUCCACUAAUGUUUGUGCGAUUCGUGAAUGUCCAGAUGAUAUGAAUAAAAUUGCUCUGGCCUUCUCCGAUCGUCGUGUAGGUAUUAUUGAUAUUUCAAAGAUGUCGGCCACUAAUGUGUUUAUCGAAAAUUAUAUAUCACGUGUGGAUGCAUCCGUGCUUUCGCUUGUUUGGAGUCCGGAUAGUAAGAAGUUGGCCUUCGGAACAUUGGAGGGAAGAGUUGGUAUAAUUCAUGUAGAAACUUCCAAGCCCACUAUCACCUUUAAACCGUUUUGUGGUAAACCAAUUUAUUCAAUUGAUUGGUACGGCAAUGAUAUAUUUGUAGUUUGCAACGAUAUUCUAGCCGUUUACGACGAAAACUUCGAAAAUAAAGGCUUCCAUAACAGCUUCCCAUCCAGGAUAAAGCCUAAGAACUCGACCCCGUCUGAAAGCCGCGACGAACACCUCCACCCGAGGGAGGGGCUACAAUGGGUAUCCUGUACUUCUUGNGUGCCGCUAGCGCCACGCUACAUAACCGAAAUCUCCUGGAGUCCCAUAGCCAGUGAUCAAGUUGCUGUAGUGGCCAAUGCCAACAACAUACACAUACUCAAAACGAUAUCACCAGAAGGUCUUCUAACGCCCAUGCGUCGCAUAGAGAUUAAAAAUCCAAAAGCUGCUAAUGCUUGCGUCAAAUGGAGCAACCGCAGUGCCACAGAGUUUCUCACUUGUGGUUUCGAUGGUGGUAUACGCGUUUGGGAUUUGAAUUGCAACACAAACGAUGAGAAAUUUCUUAAACAAUUUCCCUGUCCAAUGACAUGCGGCAUCUUUUUGCCAACCGACGAACAGAUUGUGAUGUGUGCUGGUAAAUCUACCUCAGUGGAGUUGUUUGAUAUGCGUUUAGAAGAGUCCGUAGUUUAUUCGGCAUCUAAAUGGAAGCGCUCAAAUACUCAUACAUUAGACCACGUCAAAUGGGCCCUCAAAGUGCCAUCGCGCGCUGAUACGGCUAAACCAUUGACGGCGGCAGAAAAACGGCGUAGCCACCGUAAUGCAAAUGGGGCUGAUAAUGAAAUACCUGUUGGAGUAGAAAGUGCGGAUGGAGCGGAGAAUGGCGGGAAUGCUGAAGUGGUCGAUAUGUUGGGGGCGUUGAAGUUAAGUGAGCCGACGCCAAAUAGCACAGUGGAACAGAAUGUAGGAGAUGAGCUGGUAGUGCCGCAGCAGCAGCAGCAAGUGGUUAAGAAAAAUGAAAAUAAGACUGGCAGCGCUUCAAUUUUCAUGAGGAAUCCAACCACUUUAUUAAACCUAACCACCAAGGAACUGAACAAAGAUGUCUUGGAGAAAUUGAAUUUUGUCUUAAAUCAUUCAGGAAGCAGGAAUUUACUUUGUUCGAAAUUAUUUGGCACAAAAGCAGAAGCUCAACAUUUGUUGGCAGAAGAAUUAAAACAUCACAAAUACUCUAAAACUACGGGCAUAUCCAACUUAUUUAUGACACAAUUAAAUUCAUCAAUCAGAGAAGAAAUAUUGAAUUGUAUACAAAACAAGCAACUGAGCGAAUGGCAUGUAGCUGUUGCACCUACCAUAUCAUACGGUUUCUGGCAAAAAUGCUGCCAGGCCUUUGCCGAUCAACUUUUGGAGCAAGGCUAUGCACUACAGGCCGCCACUUAUAUAAUAGCAAUGCAUCACCAUGUUGAAGCUAUCGAAAUGCUAAUGUCAAGGCAUUACUACAAAGAAGCACUGCUAAUCGGCCGCAUUCACUUGCAAAAGGAGGAUCCAUUACUAUCCAACAUUAGCGACAAGUGGAUUACACAUUUGGAUAUGACUGGAAAUUUGACUGGUUCGGCGUUACUUUGCGUACUCUCAGGCCAAAUGAAUCGUGCUUAUGAAACUUUAGCCAAGGUGCGCAAUAUUCAUCCCGAUAUUGAACGUGUACUUGAAAAGAUGAAAAGCAAACAGCUUGUGAAGCAGUAAGGCUAGACUGACAGCUAUUCAGUAUAAAUACUUAGAUUAAUGAUUUUCUACAAUAAUAUGACCUACAGACAUAUUGAAAUAUUGAAGUUAUUAAGAAUUGCUCGAAUGGCAUUGUUAUUGUUUACUUUACACUUACGUUUUUGUAAAAGUUAACUCUUUUUUAAAAUACU